Messenger RNA from Camellia sinensis, 918 nucleotides. NCBI's taxonomy places the organism in Eukaryota, Viridiplantae, Streptophyta, Magnoliopsida, Ericales, Theaceae. The record is from RefSeq and is a predicted model, not a curated record.
AUGGAGAUGUUCAGGUGGAUGGUCGAUACCCCAGAAAAAUUUAAGUGCUUUAGGAGAGAGUUCUCCAUCCCAGCCGAUGUCCAUUUAAGUUCUUCUAUAGCCGGCGAAGGGAUUUCGACAACCAUUCGUUCCCAGCUGAGAUUUAAAGAGGCUGUUAGAUCUCCAUGUGCAGAAGCGCAAGACGCCUCUUCUAGUGAACUACAUACCAACCUACAAGCCAUCCAGCAUGCUCACUCUUACGCUGUCAAGACCGAGAUGACAAGGAAGGAGUUGGUAAAGAAGACAAAAGAAGCUGCCAAGCUCCUCUCCUCACUUAAUCAGGCCGAGGCCAAGAAUCGAGCCUUGCUGGAUCAAGCCAAGGCUUCCAAAGCUGCUCAAGAUUUGGCCGAAGAAAAAGCAAAAAAGGCCGAUGCUGAAGCUGAGGCUGCUAGAGCCGAUCUAGAGGCUGUCAAGGCCAAGAUAGCCAAUCUAGAGGCCAAGAUGCAAGCGGCCCUUGACUCAAAGGAGCCCGAGGUCAAGGCGACCGAUGAGAAAGCUUUUGAAGAAGGGCAAGCCGCUGUCCGAGACCAGUACAAAGGUCAACUUCAAGCGCCUUUCCCUCCAGAGCCCAAGGACUCUGGUGAUGAAGUCGAUGAAGAUGAUACCGAGGAUGAUGAAGCUGACGAAGUGGAGGAGGAGGCCGCCACUGAUGCCAAGUUUCCCACCCUCAAUGAGCAAAUAGACUUGACUCAAGAUGAGGAGGAUGACUUGGUUUCCAAGGGCGUCUCUCCCAAACCAACUACCUCUGAGGCUGAGGUCCAGUGCGCCAAAAGGAGUCUGGAUCAGACUUUGCUAGAAAUAGACAUCGAGAUAGCGGUCGAAAAGAAUGCAACACCGCCAGCCGAGGUUGAGAAAUCACAAACCAAUCCUAGUACUUAG